Molecule: messenger RNA, 1273 nt
Organism: Sander lucioperca (pikeperch)
Lineage: Eukaryota; Metazoa; Chordata; Actinopteri; Perciformes; Percidae
Gene: amz2
Product: archaemetzincin-2
Biological process (GO): proteolysis
Molecular function (GO): metallopeptidase activity
Source: RefSeq, a predicted model, not a curated record
AUGAAGGUGAUCCAGCACUCUGUGGAGACCCUGCAAACAGCUUUGCUCUCCAAUCGUCAGGACUUGGUUAAACAAAACAAAUACCCAAAAGAAGAAAGGCAUCUACUGGAGGAGGGAUUCCACCCAGGGCAGCCAGGUUCCCUUUUCCAACCCUCUGACUCAGACUGGAUCUCCGCUCACCCUGGGGAGCCUCAAGACUUUGAGAGCUUCUAAAGAGACCCUUCUCGCAAGACGCCCAUUGCAAGCCACAAUACUAUAUAUAUUCAAACCAUAGGUUCCUUUGGGGAGGUGGGGGCCCAGACAGACCAGUAUCUGGAGGGGCUCAGAGAAUACUGCCAGGCCUUCUUCUAUGGGCUUCCUGUCAAGUUUCUGCCAGCGGUUACUGUGACUAAAACAAGAUGUUCGUUCAGGGACAGCAAUUCACACAACCUUCAGAUCUUCACUGGUGACCUGCUACACUUCCUGUUGAAUAGGAAACCAAAAGAUGCUUUUUGUAUCAUUGGAAUCACAAUGAUUGACCUCUACCCCAAUGACUCAUGGAACUUUGUCUUUGGAAAGGCUUCUCUUAGUGAGGGAAUGGGUGUUUUCAGCUUUCCCCGGUAUGAUGACACCUUCCACAGCAGCAGCUAUGCUUGGAGGUUGAAGAAAAGGCUUCAGCCAAAGCAGGGGGACUACUCUGUGUUUGACAGAUAUUAUACUCCCCCCAUCACCAGCACCCAGCUGUUGCUUCGAUCCUGCAAGACAAUGACCCAUGAGAUUGGCCAUAUGUUUGGAAUAAAGCAUUGCCAGUGGUUGAGCUGCGUCAUGCAGGGCUCCAACCACCUGGAGGAGUCUGAUCAUAGGCCGCUGGAUUUCUGUCUCAUCUGCCUCGCUGUCGGCUCCAACAUAGCUGAUAGAUACAAGACCUCACUGCACUGGAUGGAGGGGGAUCAGAGUCAAACACCCAGACCAGAGGAGGCCUCUGCCUGUCAGUAUGUGCUCCACUUUCCAAAACCCACUGAAGCCUUUCAGACAUCCAGACUGUGGCUCCACAGGUGUCUGGACAUACUGGGGGGAAACGAUUAACUAUAGUACCUGUCCAUAAAUCAGGAUACGAAAGAAACCAAACAGCUCUGACCUAUUUAAGAUACCAUUUAAAAAGAUGUGCUUAACAUUUCUGCUGCUGUUUGAUUACAAGACAAGGCAGAAUGAAAUGCUGAGUUCAGGUAAGUAUGUUAUAAAUCUAAAUUAAAGAUGCAAUAUGUACAUAAAAUAUUUUUAUGUGAAAGUGUAU